UACGUUUCAUUGGCAUUCGAUUUUGUGAAUUUAUAGUUGUUAAUAAAAAAGUAUGAACAUAGGUGGCCACUAGCAUUUGAUAAGCUUCACGGUGAAUCACUACUGAUUGUGCCACUGGGUCUCUAAUGGGAUAAACCACUGGCGCCGUGUCAGUGCGUGGUAAAAGAAAACACGGGUUGCGCGCAACCCGGAUAAGGCGAAAUCUUAGGAAAAACUAAAAGUAAAGGCCAGCUUCUCUUGUGGAUGUACGCGAUGACCAGUGGGCAUGGUGUGUAGAACUAGCAGAAGACUGGGCACGGAGAUCAAGGAAAGUUCAAGUACAAGAGUGUAUGCCAGAUGCCAGCCAUGAAGUUUUGGACGAGGGAGAAGCCACCAGAACUUGAACGGAGGAUAAAAGUGAAUGAUGCGGAAUACAAUGCUCAGUUUGAGUAUGCACAAAACCACAUUUCAACGUCAAAGUACAAUAUCUUGACCUUCGUCCCCAAGAACUUGUUUGAGCAGUUUCAACGGUUGGCCAAUGCCUAUUUUUUGGGUCUCCUUAUUCUCCAGUUGAUUCCGGCUAUAUCUUCACUCAACCCUAUUGCCACCGUUAUUCCCUUGGUCUUCGUCCUGAGCAUCUCGGCUAUAAAAGAAGCCAUUGAUGAUAUUCUGAUGCCAGUGAUCAGCUCCCUGACUCCUCUCACAACUAUCAUUCCGCUGGUGGCAGUGCUGAUGGGUACGGCGGUCAAAGAUGGGGCUGACGACUUACAACGCCAUCGCAGUGAUGCACAGGUCAAUAACCGGACAUCCUAUGUGCUUCGGAAAGGAGAAAUUGUGGAGGAACGCUGGCAUAAGGUUUCCGUGGGAGAUAUUGUCAAGCUCAAGAAUAACGAUUUUGUUGCUGCAGACCUCUUGUUGCUGUCCACUAGUGAGCCACACAGCUUGUGUUACAUUGAAACAGCUGAACUUGAUGGGGAGACAAAUCUCAAAGUACGACAAGCGCUUGACAUCACAGCUGAGAUGAAAGAUGACCAUGCAUUGAUGGGUGCAUUUGAUGCGGAAAUUAUCAGUGAACCACCCAACAACCGACUGUCCAAGUUUGAAGGCAAGAUGGUGUUGAAGGACCAGACUUACUCUCUAGACAAUGAGAAGAUUCUUUUGCGAGGGUGUAUCCUGCGCAACACAGCUUGGUGUUACGGGGUGGUUAUUUUUGCUGGCCGUGACACAAAGUUAAUGAUGAACAGUGGCAAAACCAAGUUCAAGCGCACUCAUAUUGACAGAUUCAUGAAUUUUCUUAUCAUUGGUAUUUUUUUAUUCCUGGUCACCAUGUGCCUGAUCUGCACCAUUGCUUGUGGAGUAUGGGAGGCAGUGACAGGCUAUGAUUUCCAGGCUUUCCUCCCCUGGGAGUCAUUUGUCCACCCUGCCAAAGCUCGAGGAGCCACUACAAUCGCUGUCCUUGUCUUCUUGUCCUACAUCAUCAUCCUCAAUACUGUAGUGCCUAUCUCACUCUAUGUGAGUGUUGAAAUUAUCCGUCUUGCACACAGCCUGUGGAUAAACUGGGACAUCAAGAUGUACUAUGAAAAAAAAGAUUCCCCAGCCAAAGCACGCACCACCACACUGAAUGAGGAGUUGGGUCAAGUGGAGUACAUUUUCUCAGACAAGACAGGCACUCUCACGCAGAAUAUCAUGACCUUCAACAAGUGUUCAAUAGAUGGGAAGUCUUACGGUGAUCCUCUUGACAGAGAAGGAAAUCCUUUAGAAAUCACAGAGAGGACUCCAAAAGUGGACUUUUCAGGAAAUCCGUAUGCAGAAAAAUCAUUUGAUUUUUAUGAUUUUGAGCUCUUGAAGGUGGUGAAUCAUGGUGAUCAGAAUGCUCAUGCGUUUUUUCGUCUGCUGGCACUGUGUCACACUGUUAUGCCUGAAGUUCAUGAGGAUGGAACCCUGGAAUACCAGGCUCAAUCACCAGAUGAGGGUGCCCUUGUCUCUGCUGCCAGGAACUUUGGUUUUGUAUUCAAGUCGCGGACACCCAGCACAAUUACAAUAGAAGCACUGGGAGUUGAGGAGAAGUAUGAACUGCUGUGCAUUUUGGACUUCAAUAAUGUGCGCAAGCGCAUGUCGGUUCUUGUGAGGAGAAACCAGAAGAUUACCCUCUUCUGCAAAGGGGCUGACAACAUCAUCUUUGACCGCUUGAGUCCUGCCUGUGCAGAACUAAAAGAACUCACCAGUCACCACCUCAACGACUUUGCUCAAGAUGGUCUCAGGACAUUAUGCCUCGCAUACAAAGACAUAGAUGAUUCUUUUUAUGAAAAAUGGAAAAUCAGGCAUCAUGAGGCAAGCACAUCACUGGAGAAUCGUGAUGAAAAAUUGGACACAUUGUAUGAAGAGAUAGAAACAGACAUGAUAUUAAUUGGAGCCUCUGCCAUUGAGGACAAGCUUCAGGAUGGUGUGCCAGAUGCUAUUGCCAACCUGGCACUGGCUGACAUUAAAAUCUGGGUCUUAACAGGAGACAAGCAAGAAACUGCCAUAAAUAUUGGUUAUUCCUGUCGCCUCUUGACUGAUGAUAUGGAAGAGCCCUUUAUCAUUGAUGGUGAAACACCCGAAGACGUGGACACACAACUUAAGCAUGCCUUGGAGGAGAUCCACUCAGCCACAAGCCGCAAAACGCCAGAUCAUGUUGUCAUGGGAAAUGGGCAGACAACCUAUAAUGGUGCCACAGGCCGCAUCAUAACAGAACUUGAUGAGGUUGGGGAGUUUGCUGUUGUCAUCAAUGGCCAUAGCUUGGCGUUUGCUCUGAAGCCUGAACUGGAAGCAACUUUUCUUGAUUUAGCGUGCCGCUGCAAAGCUGUAAUCUGCUGCCGUGUGACACCACUGCAAAAAGCUAUGGUGGUGGACUUAGUCAAGCGCCACAAGAAAUGUGUUACUCUGGCCAUAGGAGACGGAGCCAAUGAUGUCAGCAUGAUCAAAAUGGCACAUAUUGGCAUUGGUAUCUCGGGUCAGGAAGGAAUGCAGGCGGUGCUUGCCGCUGACUACGCCAUCUCACAGUUCCGAUACCUAGAGAGGCUGCUUCUAGUCCAUGGACGUUGGUCCUACCUACGCAUGUGCAAAUUCCUUAAAUACUUCUUCUACAAGAACUUUGCCUUCACUCUUUGUCAUUUUUGGUUUGCAUUUUUCUGUGGCUUUUCAGCACAGACAUUGUUUGAUCCUUUCUUCAUUUCAUUGUACAACGUGUUUUACACAUCACUGCCAAUCCUUGUUCUUGGGGUCUUUGACCAGGAUGUUGAUGACACAAAUAGCCUUCGCUAUCCAAAACUUUAUCUUCCGGGCAUCAAGAAUGCACUCUUCAACAAGCGAGUAUUUUUUUGGAGUGUCAUUGAGGGUAUUCUUUCUUCCCUUGUUCUCUUCUUCAUACCAUAUGGAUCAUUUUUAUAUGGCUCGUAUAAAAAUGGUGAGGACCGUGCAGAUAUACAGUCAUUUGGUACUGUAGUGGCAGCUACGCUGGUUAUUGCUGUCAACCUCAGGUGUGCUCUGGACAUGAGCUACUGGACAGGCUUCAACCAUUUUGUGGUUUGGGGUAGUAUCAUCUAUUACUUCUGCUUUCAGCUGGCCUUCUAUUCAGAUGCCAUCCACUAUGAUUAUGUAGGAACUGCCUUUGCAAUAUUUAGUUGCCCCAUUUUCUGGUUCACCAUGCUGCUGACUUGCGCAAUUCUCAUCGUGCCAAUGGUUGCAUACAGAUUCUACCAGACCUCUGUACACCCUACUCUUUCUGAUCGUGUCCGCCUGCGCCAGCGCAUGAGAAAGUCCAAAUCGAAAGGACGGGACUUACAUAUUCGCCGUUCAUCUACAUUUCGUCGGAGUCGCCGCUCCUUACGGUCGGGCUACGCUUUUGCUCACCAGGCUGGUUUUGGCGAGCUGAUCACAAGUGGCAUAAACAUGAGGGCGGAGACAUCAAGCCCAGUCAAACUGACCAAAGUCCAGCGCAUGAGCAGUGACACAUUAGAUCAGCAUCGAUUGUCUGCUGCUGUAGAAACUGUAGGGAUAUCAACACCAGUUGCCAAUAAAGGCAAGAAAGACAACAGAUCCCCUUUGUCUAAUCCCUCUAACCAGGUAAAUGAAAGGAAGAGGCACUCUCACUCCAGUGAAAAUGAACAGAGCAUUCAACCUCAGUUCAGUGCAUCGGCCAUUCCAGUGACAGCUGCAGUUGAACAGUCAGUGAACACAGACUCGGGCACUUGGACAGCGCAGCCCAAAGGUGAAAUUAUUUUUGUGGAACGAUUGUGAUUUUUCCUGCUGGUCAGCAGUUAAUGUGUAUAUUUUAAAUGUUUGUCCUUACCGGUAAGGUCUAGAGAUGAGAGACUUGCAAAGAUGUUGCACUAGGUACAUAUUUAUCUGAUGUAUUUAUGUAAAGUAUAUAUAUUUAUGCAGAAUAUUUAUAACUGUUGAUCACACGUUGUAAAUUAAAAAAUUGAUUUAGUCACUUUGAUCCAUUUUGGUUUUUAGUUGUUCUAGGCCUUAUUAAACUUUUCAGUUUUGUAGAAUGUGAUUUCCACUGUCUCCAUUGAAGUCUGCUCCCCCACGUCACCCAACCUUUGUAAACAGGCAAUGGCCCUUUCUGGUGCUGUAUGCUUCAAGUUGUUUGGAAGAUGUGACACAAUUUAUAUUUUUCUUGUUACAGUUUAAUGUGUUUUGUCAGUUGGUAAGUAUUUUAUGUAGCAUAAGUUAGUGCUACACUUUGCUCAGAACUGUAUACAACCUUCACAGCCAUAAUCUAAAAUGCAGUCAACAAGCUUUUCUUUUUCUUUUUUUUUUUGUUGUUUUUGCCAUGUUUUCCUGCCUUUUGCCUCAUCAUUGCUACUGUCCCUGCUACUAUGGGUUCAUGUGUAUGCUGCUUUACCAAGCCAGAGGGAGAAAUGAACAGAAAUAAUGCUUAUGUUCAAUUUUGCAAAUAUUCUUUUCUAUAAUUUGUUUUUGUAACUUAAAAGAUAAAACAAAAAAUCUGAACUAACGAGAGAUGUGAACACUAAAGAAUUGUGAGAAAAAAAGGUGUUAUUUUGUAUGUAAAUGUUGUAAAUAGCAAGAUGAGCAGCCGGUGUGUAAGUCUGUGUUUUCCAAAUGGUUCAGAAAUAUGAGCAUUUAAUAAGAAAGAGAGAAUUGUAUGGGUUUUUAAAAAAAUACAUUUGGUAUAUCCUGUUAUAUUGCUUAAAAAUGGACAGAUUUCUUUUUUCACAACAGCAUUAGUAGUUCUUGUUCCAUUUUCAGAAAAGAAUUCCCAAGCUUAGAAAUGCAAUAUAUUUUGCAUUUGUAUACACUCACGAUAAUAGGAAUGGGAAGCAGAUUGUUGAAAAGAAAAUCUGAUAACAAGCUGCAACAAACAUGAAGACCGAGUCAAGCAGCAGACACUUGAAUGGGUAGCCAUGGGGGCUGCGUCUUCCUUAAAAUGUUGCAUGUGUAUCAUGUUCAGUUGGAAGAAGCUUGUGACCAGUGCCUAAAACUAGUUCUUGUCAUUGACAUAAUGUGCAAGUCAUAAUAUUGGAGCUGCAUUUGAACUGUUGUAUUGGCCAACGUAUGUACAUCAUCCCAGCAAGUUACACUCUCCUUCUACUGUACUGUUGGUUGUACUUUAGGUCCAUGCAUUGUUAUGCCACUUUUCAUUCUGUGAUUACUUUUAUUGUUGAAUCUUGUCAGUUUAUCAUAUUAUUAACAACUUGAAGGAGCCUCUAGUUUUGUGAAUGUGGUUCUGUACCAUUUGUAGUAAUGUCUGGCAUCUUUUGUGUGGUUGAGCAGAUUCUUUUGUGGGUGUUAGUUAAGUUUGAUAAGCUGUCUUAUCAUUGUGGGCAAUACAAUCUUUUAGCAAACACUGUACACUAUUUUCAGAAGUAUACAUUUAACACAGAUGCUCUGCCUGACUAUAAUCUCUAGUCACCGUUUAUAUCAGGCUUCUGUGGCAAAGGUUAGAUUAAAUAAAAUACAGCAAAAUGGGCUAAAUGUUGGCCAGAAUGUUAACAUUCAUGCCAACCACCACCCAUUAGAAGCGUGCAUGAGAUUACAGUUUCCCCUUCAGCUGGAGGGUAAAUUCCACUACAUGAUACUUUUAUAAUACUUUCAUUAUACUACCUUCAUGAUACUCUUUCCAUUCGCUUCUUCAUCCUUUAUACCCUUAUCCCUCUCCUGCUGACUUACUGUUACACGGUGUUACACCGUUACACAGUGACUGCUGCUUGUGACUUGCCAUCUCCAAACCAAAGCCCUGUGUGUCAGCAGGUACAAACACUGUGCCAGAGAACCUGGAAGUGCAUGCAGUUGAUGAAUGUAUUCCAAUGGUCUCUUUGAAAAAAAAACUUGAAAGAUUGUUUCUGAGUAUUAUGUUUUGGGGUUAUAUUAAUUUUGAUAUGAUGAUAGUAUUUUACAUUAAAUUUGUAUCAGAAUAUAUUUUUAUGAAUUAACUAUGUAAAGAUGAUGACUUUGUUCUCUCCCUGGUGUUUAAGGAUGCAAUGAAAUUGAAAAAAGGGAACAAACUGAUUAAAGUUUGCACUUUCUUUCAUUUUUCAUAAUUGUAAAUGUACAAUAUUUGGUGAUUUCAGUUUAAGGUUCAUGAGUAUUCAGAAUGCUAUGAAGGAUAUUGGGUGCUUGUAUGGAAAUGUGGGGAUAUCUCCCAUGGACCACAGUUGUGAAGCAAGGUGGCUUGUUGCGAUGGAGCAUCUAAUGCAGGCAUCUUGUCUCCAUAGUCACUAAGCAGUGUCCAGACCCCUUGGAUAUUGUUGCAUGCUACAUUACCCCAAGCCAUUGUUGCAAAUGCUUUAUAAAACUACUACCCUGGUGGUAAAGCAACAUCCAGAAGGUCUGGGUGCUGCUAUACAAUAAUGGAGACAACGUGCUGACCCUUGAUUUCCUUCUCUCGUCCUGUGAGAAUUUUCCCUGGUUUUAUAACUGGCCCCAGUUUAUUUCAACACCCUUCCCAUCCCACUUUCUCCAACAUGGUGAGGCUUCUUUCCCACAACCACACAACCUUCAGCUGGCUUUUCUUGAGCAAUAGAAGCACCUCAUCAGUUUGCCAUGAGUAUUUUCUCAUGGCACUCACUAUAUCCUGAAACUGCACGUUUUCUGCUGAAGGUACAUAAGGCAAAUUUUUUAGUUUCCAUUUUGAGUAAGGCUUUUUUUUUUUUGGCUUUUGUUCCAUGGACUUUUCUCUGUAGGAGAGUCAGGGGCUUAGUAAGUUCAUGGAUGACUUGCAGUUACUGCAGCUAAUUUUUGCAAACAUUACUUUUAUAAUGUUUCAUAUUUUUAUUUGUUUUAUUUUUUAACUAAAGCAACAGUUGUGGGAGUUUUGUGGUGACAGGAGAGAGUGCUAAAGUGCAAAUAAUCUGUUUCUAUUUGUAAGUAUUUUAAAAACUUAAGGGCAACUGGAGUUAGGAUUAAAACAUUUAUCAAGGCCUGUUAGCACCCAUCAGGUGCCAAAGAGAUCUACCUAAACUAGGAAAUCUUGUCACCUUGGUAUAGGAGGGAAUGCAGUGGGUUAGUUUUAUCCUAAAAAUGGAUUUUAUUUAGCACGUGGCUACCUGUGUUUCUAUCAUAUUACUUUUGGGGCAGUUUCAUGGUCUAGUUUGAAAGUUAUAUUUUAGCCUGCAUACAUUGUCUCAAAAUCAAAUUUUAGUUUCUUUAUUACUUGUGAAAUUUAUUUUGAGUCAGUAGUCUUCUGUUGUCCGUCCAUCUGUCUGUUGUACACUUGACCUUUUUCUUCAAAACUGUGAUGUUUGAAGUGGAGUUUGAGGCCUUUGGAAUAAAAGUCAGUUUAAUCUUGUCAGGAGUUAAGUAAAAUGCCAGAUCUUUUAAGACACAUAUGCAGUUAAGGAAUACGAGAUUACACAAACAGUACACUUUAAUCUUAAAAGGCCUCAUCAUUGUGGUUUGUGGUUGACAAUCAUUGUUGAUGGAUUAUUGAGCAGAAACUGGCAGGAGCCAAUAGUUGUUCUUUCAGUCAUGGAGACUAUUCCUCCCCCUAUACCUUUUACUAGGUUGUGCAGACGUUUUACCUCAAAGCUUUUCCUGUCAUACGCACUCAUUCCAUGUUUUCUUUUUCUUUUGAGAACUGUGUACCCCUAGAACUUUUAAUGAAACAUUUUCAUUUCUUCUUCUUUUAUUUCACCUCACUUCCAUUCUUCUCUUGUACUGUGUUGCACAUUGCCCAUUUUUGUGCUAAGAUCAGUUCUGAAGUAAUGUUUUGUUUCCCCUUUUAUUUUUAGUUGUGUCUGGCCAGCAGACUAAUAAGCGUAAAUUAGUGGGUGAUAAAAGGGCUACAUUUUUCUUGGGUCCUGGCUAUAAGGGUAAGAGAAAAAGAAUGUGUGUGUGAAGAUGUUUGUAUGUGUGCACAUGUGCCUUUUUGCUGUGAGUGCAUGCAUUAUUCAUUAUGUCAGCACAUGUCCAUUGUUUCCUAUGAUACAAAAUGCACACUGUGACCUCUACUUGCUGAGAAGAACAAAAAAAGUUCUUAUACUUUUCACAAAUGUAAAAGAGACUAGGUCACAGAAUAAACAGUUUAAGUAGCUCAUAAAUAAAACACCAUUAGUUUGCUGUGAGGAGCUACUUCAUUAGUUUUAUGAAUGUAAGAAUUAAAGCAGAAGAGUGUUUUUCUUGAUUGCUAAACUUUUUGUUAGGGUUAUGAACAUAUUUACGGUCAUAACCAUAAUCUGCUAAAUGGCCAGAUGUAAAACUUUUUACGUUAAAGUUCAGUCAGUGUCACGUUUGGUUUUCUUUUCUAGUGUUUUAAGUUUAUUUUUUAAAUUAAGUGCCUGAAUUUUUAAACUUUCAUCUCCCCCAGAAGAAGCUAAAACUAUCAGUCCAGACUUGUUAAAGUUUUAAAGUAGAGGGGGAAGGAUAUAAGUGGAUCUGAUGCCUUUUGGUCAUUUGAAACUAGGGGGUCGCUAUGCUAAAUCACUGAGAGAAUAAUUUAUGUGUUCAACAGAGAAAAAAGUGGUAUCACUAAAGUUUUCCAACAUUCCAUUGUGUAUACUUUUCUUUUGUAAUUGAAUCAUUUCACGUGACAACCACACUUAGGUUUCUGUUUAAUAUUUAUACAAGUAAUUGCUUAAGUGUAAAAUCAAGAAAAUUUGUGAAAUACACAUCAUGUACAGCAAUAGAUGUUUAAAAAUAUCUUUAUGCAAUUAUUAAAAACUCUUGCUAUUCCAAAAUACCUAUAAAGAUUAUAUAAUUGAACUCAACAUUUACUUUAUCUUUGGGAACAUAGGUAUGCAUGCAUGUGACUGAUAGAAGCUUAGUUACCCUUAACUGACAAGUGGCACAGAUAAUAUAUUGUUAAACCAUCUUUAAAAAAUAUUUUUAACUAUUGCUGGACAGUAUAUUUGAUCUCUGCAUUCUCAUGAUCAUAAAAUUGAAUGGUUUCAUUAAAAGUUUUUGUUUUUGCUGCAAUUAAUUACUUCAGGAUAGUUGUUGAGAAGGACACCUACCCUUUUAGUAAUUUUGUGUGAGACAUUACUGAAAUGUAACAUUUCUCUUACAGUUGCGCUGGAUUUUUUUGUAACAGAAAUAGAAUUGUCACACCUCAAAGUAUGCUGACGUGUAGAUAUUGCACAAGUUGAUUUUCCUUGGUGUAAGGUUUUAUUCACAGCUCAGUCACAUGAAUGGUUUUAGCCAAAGAUUUCUGAUCCUGUCUCAUGGCCUAAGGAAGUAGAUACCUAGUUACGCAGCUAUAAACAGUGAGUAAAACAAUUAUCACCCAGAGAGGCUGGCUAUCAUGUUGAAGCCAGCUGAAUGGAAGGGUGCUCAGUAGUAGUAGAUUUAUUUUGACCAGAUAUUUUGAUCACCUACAUUUUCCGUGUUUUUGAAGAUGCUGUGUGCUCUUUAGUUUCAAAAGGCAUCGUAAUUGUCAAAGUGGGAAAACAAUGCUUAAGGGAGUCGAGGUCUGGACCAAUCAUUUUGUGUCAUCUAGAGAUACAGUCAUCAGUGACCAAGCUUAAUGCACAAAAUCAUCACUUUACACUUUGAAAAAUUUGUAAUGAACUGUAGUGAAAGUGAACAGAUUUUGAAAACAUAUCAUUUACACAAGAAACAGAAGUAUAGCAUGACUGUAAGAACCCUGAUGUGAGAAGGGUUCAGAAACUGGAAAUGCUUGUGCUUGGAUAAGUUGAAACCUCAAGGUAUUUCAUUUAGUACCAGAGAUCAAAAGCAGAAAUUCCAUGCAUUUCUAUGAGGGUUUUCCAGGUGUCAUUAAGACCAGCAAUUUCUGUCUCUGGUGCCGGUGUUGUCACUGGCACAGAGCUUUGGGUAAGAGUAGUAGAGUAGACCAUCUGUGGUACUAUGGCCAGAGUAGUACCCUGGCAAAGUUUAGAGGAUGAACUAAUGGACUACUGUGGUACAUGAGUGCAAGUAGGUGUGAUGUAGAAUGCAGCAUGGGGGAGGGGGGUUGCUAUCAGUAGUUUGUAAAAUGUGUUUGUUCAUUUUUCUGCCACCUUUGCAUUAAGAUGUUCUCAUAUAUAGACCCCUGAGGCCCAUGAAAUUUGUCACAUCAGUUUAUUGGUAAUUUUUAUAGCAUGUUUGGUGUUAGAUGAAAAGGGACAUGUCUUUACAAUGCUGUGAUAAUAAUAUUUCGCACGUGUGUGUGUGUGAAUGAGAGAAACAUGUGGGUCAGUUGCAAGCUAACUUAGGAAUAUUUGUGAACACUUUGGCACAUGGUGUUGGUAACUCUGUUGAACUACUAUAAAUUAUUUACAGCUUUAGUUCUAUUUUUUUGUUUAACGCAAAUGUGUGUGUAUUUUUUUUUUUAAAGAAUAUGAGUGCAUGUGUGUGGCUAUAAAGGUGAAAUAAGACUGUAAAUAUGUAUAAAACUUUUGUGGCAACUGGCUUAUUUAAAAAUAUAAAAGUAAUUUUUGUGAUUGAUGAAAUGAUUGCACUGAUUUAUCAACCCUUAAGUCAUUCUUGACUUAAAGAUUUUUAGUUCAUCUAAGACACUGGAGCAUAAUGUUUUCUUGAAGGUGAACAAAACUAUUAUUGCUGUUUGAUGUAUAAAAUUUAUGAAAAAUAGAAUAUUUUCUAUGGAAUAAUUAUUUUGAACAGUUUGUAUAGUUGAUCUCUGCAUUCUCAUGAUCAUAAAAUUGAAACAGAAUUCGCUUUAUGCACCUAUUUUGAUGGCAUCCUUAAGGCUUAGGCAUUGGUUUAAUAGAUUCUUUAAUGUCUCUGAUGUGUCGGAUAAAGUUAAAAAAAUUGUGGAUUUUUAUUACCUCUGGGUCUUUUUAUGCUCUUCUUUUCUUGACAUCUGUCCAUGACUGUUGUUUCUUAUACAGACAUUAAAAUAUUAUCUUUUCACA
Pomacea canaliculata is the source of this 11294-nucleotide messenger RNA. Its product is annotated as phospholipid-transporting ATPase ID-like. Gene Ontology annotation, cellular component: plasma membrane. Bases 337 to 4257 code for a protein of 1306 amino acids. The transcript is spliced from 26 exons. Lineage: Eukaryota; Metazoa; Mollusca; Gastropoda; Architaenioglossa; Ampullariidae. Gene Ontology annotation, biological process: Golgi organization; phospholipid translocation. Gene Ontology annotation, molecular function: ATP hydrolysis activity; ATPase-coupled intramembrane lipid carrier activity; magnesium ion binding. The record is from RefSeq and is a predicted model, not a curated record.